UUACUUCAUCACGCACAUGCGGAAAGAAAAUGGCCGACAACAACAGUGCAGUGGUGUCUGCAGUGCCGAAUGUCGGACAAACGGCAGAAGACACGGGUACUACAGACCUAGGGGACGAUGACGACCCUUUAUCCGAGAAUCAGGACCACGCGGAGGAGACCAUGUUUAUAAACCAGACUGCCCCGCCUGAAAAUCAAUGGUAUCAUGGCCGACUGGGUCGCCAGGCAGCGGAGGACAGACUUCGUACUGCAGGAGAGUCGGGGAGUUAUCUGGUGAGGGAGAGUGAGAGAAACAAAGGUUCCUAUGUCCUCUCCUACCUGGGGAGGAAUGGCCUUACACACUUCAAAAUUUCAGCAAUCUGUGGUGAUUACUACAUUGGUGGCCGGCGUUUUGACAGUCUCUCUCUGUUAGUGGGUUAUUACACAUCUUGUUCAUACCUUCUCAAAGGGGAACAACUCAAGUAUCCUGUCUCCCCACCAGAGCCAGUUGAUGACAGGAGAAAAGUUGUGGCAGUGUUGUCAUUUUCCAAAAUGCCAGAAACAGAUGAGCUGAGCUUUGAGAAAGGAGAUGUGUUCAUUGUAUUAAAUGAGAUGGGAGAUGGGUGGUUAUGGGUAAAGUCAUUAAGGACAAAUGAAGAUGGCCAAAUCCAUGAAGCACUUGUUGAUGAUUUGAGUGACAGUGUGGAACCAGUUCAGGGUCUGGCGUACUUCCAUGAUAGUAUAACAAAAGAACAGGCUGUGGAGAAACUCAGAGAAGCUGGCCAAGGGAGUUUUCUUGUCAGACCUAGUGAAAAUUCACCUGGGAAUUAUUCAUUAUUUGUGUUAUGUGAUAAAGUGGUGCAACGAUUCCGAAUAGAAAAACAAGGGAAACAGUUAUUUCUUAUGGGUGGGAGGUAUUUUGACAGUUUGGAUGGGAUCAUAGAAAGGUACAAGAAAGAAGAAAUUGUUGAGGGACAUACUCUGGGAGUCCCAGUUACCAGAGAGAUGAAGAUCAAGUCUGAUAAGCUGGAGAGGUUGUCCCACAAAGGAUCAGCUGACGACCUGUACGACUCCAUCCGACAGAGCUCCCGGGGACCCAUGACGGGGCGAAAGGGCAACAAGUUGGAAAUGAAUGGAUACCUCUACAUCAAGAAAAACAGUCAAACAAAAAAGUUUAAAAACAUGUUUUUUGUGUUGCUUGGAGAUGAUCAACAGCUUUGUUAUUUAGAAAACGAAAAGAGAUCUCGUCCCAAGGGUUUGAUAGAUCUUAGCUACAGUUCCCUGUAUCCUGUUCAUGACAGCUUUUUUGGAAGGCCCAAUUGUUUCCAGUUAAUAACAAAUUCAUUUAAUCAUUCCCAAAUUUACUAUUUGUGUGCUGAUAAUGUGGAUUUAGCACAGAAAUGGAUACAAAGACUCCGCCCGUACUGUGUAAAUACAGCUCCGAGUUCCCAACAACGAUCCUCAGCUCUGAAAGAGUUACGGUCCCUGACGGUGGAGGUGGUGGAUGCUCAGAAACUGUCCACUAAACUUCUACCACAUCCUUACUGUAUUGUUAAUCUGAAGAACCCUAGUCUUAACCCCAUCAAAGUGUGCCGGACACAGGUGGAGGAGGUCCUCAAUCCAGUAUGGGAAGAAAAAUUUAUCCUAGAUGAUGUACCCUCCGAUAUAGAAUCAAUCAGCAUUAGUGUUCACAAUCAUAGUAAAAGAUUUAUUGACAAAGAAAUUGGAAAACCAGUUGCUCAAAUUUCUGUACAGUUAGAAGACAUAAAGAGUCUGGAUCUAUUUGCAAAAUGGUUUCCUCUAGUCCCUGUGAAUCCUGCUUCUCGAGGAGAGAUGGGGUCGUUACGAAUACGAGCCCGAUAUUUACAUGAAGUUAUUAUGCCAGAAGACAAAUAUUCUACACUUAAAGAGUUAAUAUUAAAUGGAGAUUUGAUUAAUUUACUUGAACUGUUCAACAUCUGUGGUAAUGACAGAAUUCCCUUGGCCAAAGCUCUCCUCCAAAUUUUCCGACAUGAGAAACAAGAAAAAGUAAUACUUAAAACCAUGAAUGACCUUGAAAUAGCCCGUGAAGACAAUAUGUCGACCCUGUUCCGAGCCACUUCCCUGGCCACCACUUUGAUGGACCAAUACAUGAAGAUGACAGCCUCUCAGUUUGUAGCCACAGCACUGAAAGACCCCAUCAUCCAUAUCACAGAGAGCAAGCAGUCUUGUGAGCUGAAUCCUACAAUGUUGGAGAGUGGAGGUGAUAUUGGAACCAACAGGGAACAUUUCCUACAUUUCCUGGAGGAGGUGACAGAAUCCAUAUUUAGAUCCACAGACAGUUGUCCAAAAGUUCUGCGGUACAUAUGUGGCUGUUUACAGCGAAGUGUGUCGGCCAAAUGGCCCUCAGAUGAGAGUGUCCGAACGAGAGUUGUAAGUGGCUUCAUUUUUCUGAGGCUAUUAUGUCCAGCAAUCCUAAACCCAAAAUCUUUCAAUUUGAUAACAGAGACCCCAUCAGAAGUGGCCUGUAGAACAUUAAAACUGAUUGCAAAAGCAUUGCAGAACCUGGCAAACCUGGUGGAAUUUGGAAUCAAAGAGGCUUUCAUGGAAGUGAUAAAUCCAUUUAUCAAGAAAAAUAAGCCUAGGAUGAUCAAAUUUUUAGAAGAGUUGUCUCAGGUUGAUGAAAGUGAAACAUCAUCAGAAAAUUCCUUGCCAGUUGACAGUGUAACUAGAGACUUGGCUACCAUGCACACAAUAUGUGCCACCCACCAAUUAGAACUCAGGAAACAAGCCGAGACCAAGCCCUCAUUAAAGAAGUUAGUUGCAGUAACAGACAUUUUAACAGACCACAAGAAGCGAUACAUGACAUGAUGAAUGCUGACGGUGUUGAUUUAUUCCCUAUUGUUUGGUCUCCAUGAAAGUCAUGACAUGACUAUGGAGGAAUCCCAGUCCUGAGUGACUGACCUCGGGAACACCGACAAGUGAAUCAGAGGAUAUUAUCUUCAGUCCCGCUAUAGUGACAGGCCAGCGGUCUACUGACUACUAUCUUCCAUGUUUCAAGCUGAGGCAAUAGAUAACAAACACUUUUUCCAUGUUUGUACAUUGUUGAUCAGUCAUUUGAAAAAAAAAACAUUGUUGAUUGGCUUGUUGCUUGUUAGUUAAUUUCAUAAUGAGCUUAUAUGUAAACAUUGUUCAUGAAAUUAUUUCAUUUUGAAAAUGGCAUUAUAAUGAAAGAUUGUUCUAGUUGAUUGCUUACAGAGUUUAGUUGUACUGGAGAAGAUAAUUUAUUUUUAUUUGAAAUACAGCUGUAUGUUUGUGUGUGAGAGAAGAAUGUAUUGUAUUUAGAGAAUCAAGCUUUCAUUUUACCAAAGAAUGUGGAGUUCCUUAAUGAAUUAUGUUUUAAUCUAGUCUCAAAGAUUUUUUUUUUAUUAUGGUGUUAAUUACAACAUUGAAAAUAAAUUGUACUACUGACAUAA
This is a messenger RNA of Saccostrea cuccullata (small rock oyster), 3433 nucleotides long. Its product is annotated as ras GTPase-activating protein 1-like. Gene Ontology annotation, molecular function: protein binding. NCBI's taxonomy places the organism in Eukaryota, Metazoa, Mollusca, Bivalvia, Ostreida, Ostreidae. The transcript has 23 exons. Gene Ontology annotation, biological process: regulation of GTPase activity. The coding region runs from base 30 to 2828 and encodes 932 amino acids. The record is from RefSeq and is a predicted model, not a curated record.